AUGGAAAACAAGCUAAUGAAACAUACUCAUACAUUCAUAUCCAAUUCACACCCACCUUCCCUAUCCAUACACAAAGACUCCAAAACAAUAUCAAAAACCAAACCCAAGAUUCGUAUAAUUCACAUAUUUGCACCCGAGAUCAUCAAGACCGAUGUUGAGAACUUCAGGGAGCUUGUGCAAAAGUUAACUGGGAAACCAAGUGGAGAAAAAUAUUGCAAGAAGAAGCCAAGAGAGGAAGAAUCAAGGAGCAAUAGUAGUGGUAGUGGCAUGUCUGAGAAUCCCAGAAUGAUCACAAAGAAAAUGGAGCUGAGAAAUGGUGGGUUUUGGGGGUUGGAUCAAACAAAAGAGAGAGUCAAAGAAGAAGAAGGAGUUUGUAGUGAUGAAAGUUCUGGUGGGUACUUAGGAGGGUUCUCGGAUUUGGAUGGGUUUAUUUCUGAGUUUGGUGAAUUUCCAUUGCUUCCCUUGGAUGGCACUCACAUGCAAGGGUUUUGA
Molecule: messenger RNA, 492 nt
Organism: Gastrolobium bilobum
Lineage: Eukaryota; Viridiplantae; Streptophyta; Magnoliopsida; Fabales; Fabaceae
Product: VQ motif-containing protein 17-like
Exons: 1
Coding region: 1-492 (163 amino acids)
Cellular component (GO): nucleus
Source: RefSeq, a predicted model, not a curated record